This is a messenger RNA of Penicillium odoratum, 375 nucleotides long. Its product is annotated as CTAG/PCC1 family protein. The coding region runs from base 1 to 375 and encodes 124 amino acids. Gene Ontology annotation, cellular component: EKC/KEOPS complex. The transcript has 2 exons. The record is from RefSeq and is a predicted model, not a curated record. Lineage: Eukaryota; Fungi; Ascomycota; Eurotiomycetes; Eurotiales; Aspergillaceae.
AUGGCAGCCACCGCAUCACCCUCACAGUCUGAAUUCCCCUACUCGCUGGCAAUUUCAAUUCCACUGCCAAAUCAACGUCUUGCCUUAUCUGCCCUGCAAACCCUCGAUGUUGACCCCGAGUUAUCUGCCUCUGUGCGGCGCACCCUGACUCUCACAAGCCCCGUUCCCGAAACAGCGACCGAGCCCCAAGAAAAGAAACAGAAGCAAGAUCCCAACUCGGAUGAAUCUAAGACCGUUUUACAGGUCAACUACUACGCGACUACAAACCGUAUGCUCCGAGUCGCGGUCAAUGGAUUCAUGGAGAGUUUGGGUGUAAUCUUGGGCGUGAUGGCUGAGCUAGACGUCGAUGUUCUCCAAGCCGAGCUUGAAGGAUGA